AGUAUCUAGGCUAGACUGAGUUCAGAGGCAUAGAGGAGACAACCAAAAUAGCACAUCGAGGCCCAAGUCUAUUUAUCCUCCGCCCCCGAAUAUGACUUUUUUAGGAGAUGCUUGACAAAUUAGAGAAAUGAGGGCUUCACUGAUUAAUCAGUAUUUCCGAUUUCCACGUAUUGCUGAAUUUCCUCCCCAUCUUAGACACUGACAGCAGCAGCCAGGAGCGGAGUCCUGCUGUCCCGUGGAAAUACCGAGGCGAGAUACGCAUGGAACAUGGCUGCUAUGAGGACUUUAACCGUGGCAGGAUUGUUUUUGGCAUUUUGCGCUUUGGGGCUGAUCGCUGUAGCGAUCAGCACCGACAACUGGUACGAGACUGAUGCCAGGAGGCACCGGGAACGCUGCAAGAAUUAUUCAAACAAAAGAAACGACCCCGGAUACAUUUACAUCUCCAACACCAACCUUCCACUUCGCAUGCUGCCAAAGGAGAAAAACGUUGAAAGAAAGGGCUCCAGUGUCAGCGGCGAAAUACUGCUGCGGGCUAAGCGGCACUUCUUGCCUCCUGCCCCUGCCAUGGAGUCUCUCUGCAGUCGGCAUUUCAACUCCACGGUCACCGGACUGUGGAGAAAGUGCCACAGAGAAGGAUUUGACUUGGAGACGGAGGAUUUGAUCUUUAAAGGAUUGGUUCCGCGCUGCACACCAAUAAAAUACUAUUAUUCAUCAUCAGAGCUCCCCAGAAAUCUGCCAAUCAAUCUGACGAAGACAAUAAGGCAGGAUGAGUGGCACGCACUCCACCUCCAGAGGAUGACUGCCAGUUUCAUAGGAAUGGCCAUAUCUAUCAUCCUGUUCGGCUGGAUCAUAGGCGCUCUGGGAUGCUGUCAAGACCACGAUCUAAUGCAGUAUGUCGCUGGACUUCUCUUCCUCAUGGGAGGGACGUGCUGCAUAAUCUCCCUUUGCACGUGUGUGGCCGGAAUCAACUUUGAACUGUCUCGCUAUCCGCGCUACAUGUUUGGCAUACCAGAGGACAUCAGUCAUGGUUACGGCUGGUCCAUGUUUUGUGCGUGGGGAGGACUGGGCCUCACAUUGCUGGCUGGCUUCCUGUGCACUCUCGCUCCUUCCCUCUACCCCCCACAGACCAGUUCGGUGCACAAGCCCAGACAGGAGAACGGCUGUGUGUGACAGGCCGCAGCAUACCAAACAGACACCUGUCUCAUCUGUGAAACAUUGACGAGCCCUGUUCCAGAGACAGUUUCACCCAGGGACUCAGAGAAGAGAGCCUUCACAUAGCUUGGCACAGAGGAAGCACGGGACAGUUGCUCUCACUCACAUGAAAAUGACAAAGAGGUGACAUUUGACUGAAGACGAUUUCAGGUCCUCUGGUGCUUUUUUUCUGUCCCUCUUUAUGAAUAAACUGUUGAGUGUCAUUGCUUGCUCUUCAAGAGGAGACUAUAAUAAUUUCUUCCUGUAAAAUCUGCUAGUUUGAAAAGAAAAAAAAAGAGAAAAAGAUGCACUGGCAGGAGCUCAAUAGCACAACUUUCAAAUCUGAACUAAAGAUCAAACUAUGGACAUGUAAUGUCACAUUUCAAAAGGGCAACUGUGUAUCAUUAUGUACCCAUUCAAAACAAGAUAUGUACAUGUACUUUAUGAAUUGUAUGUAUGCAGAUGCAUUUGUGUUUAUUCAAGGAAAAAAAAAGAGCAUUAGACCAAACUGUGUUUGAGGGAAAUGUUUUGUUGUUCUUGAGGUCUUACCCCUGUCGGAAUAUUUUUGAAAAAUAAAACAGCCAUGCAAAUUUU
Archocentrus centrarchus (flier cichlid) is the source of this 1785-nucleotide messenger RNA. It is a transcript of the gene tmem276a, whose product is annotated as transmembrane protein 276a. The record is from RefSeq and is a predicted model, not a curated record. The coding region runs from base 268 to 1170 and encodes 300 amino acids. The transcript is spliced from 4 exons. NCBI's taxonomy places the organism in Eukaryota, Metazoa, Chordata, Actinopteri, Cichliformes, Cichlidae. Gene Ontology annotation, cellular component: membrane.